CUUCAACAACUGGAACGACUGAGUCACCUUGAUUGAACCAACGAGCAUUCGCCGGCUAACAACACGCUAGUUACCUAGGAUACCUGUUUCUUUUCUACGGAAUCUUCAGAACGUGGUGCCGUUGCGACGCGCGAGGCUACGGAAGGAUGUGGAGACGUUGAGGCACAUAUUAGGCAUCCAAAAAUUUGAUUUGGGAGUCAUUUGCGUGGACAACCGCAAAAUUCAACGCAUCAAUAACAUUUAUAGGAAAAAAAAUAUGCCCACUGAUGUCCUCUCAUUUCCAUUCUAUGAGGAGCUGAGGCCUGGGAAGCUGCCUUGCCCCAUUUACAGAGAUGAACUGAACCUUGGAGACAUUUUCUUGGGGGUUGAAUACCUGAUGAAACAGUGCCAGCAGCAGUCUCAGGAUCUUCAUGGAAUUCUCACAUCAGUCACUGCUCAUGGAAUCUGUCAUUUGUUGGGUUACAGACAUGAAACUGAGGAGGAGUGGAAAGAGAUGCUGCAGAAGGAAAGCUACAUACUUAAUGAGUUCAACAGAUUCACUGGCAGACAGCUGGUGCCUCUGACCAAGAAGUGUAGCCAAGAUGGGUGACCACCAAGAAGAACCAACUGCAAUGGAAGGCCUUUGAAACCAAUGGACUUAGCUUUGGAUGGAUUUGGAAACUUGCAAAGACGACUCCUUGAUCAUGAAUAAACUGCCCAUUUCCAAGUGAUAGCUACAGACAGUGUCAGCCUUAAUGUGAUUGCUGAGCUUUUACCUAUGGAGCUAGACAGGCUACUCUUUUUUUUUUUUACAAUCAAACUGCACUACUCAUGACUUGACAUUGAUGAAUUAAAAACAUCCAAAACCA
Messenger RNA from Oncorhynchus tshawytscha (Chinook salmon), 848 nucleotides. RefSeq names its product ybeY metalloendoribonuclease (gene ybey). Lineage: Eukaryota; Metazoa; Chordata; Actinopteri; Salmoniformes; Salmonidae. The coding region runs from base 257 to 589 and encodes 110 amino acids. Gene Ontology annotation, molecular function: metalloendopeptidase activity. The transcript has 5 exons. Gene Ontology annotation, biological process: rRNA processing. The record is from RefSeq and is a predicted model, not a curated record.